AGUAGAUAUUUGUCCUUGUAUCCUUUCAUCCAAAAAGACGAUGGAUUUCAGCAAAGGCAUGCCGGUUGGAGUUCAUGAAGUCUCUCGUCCUUCUGCAAAUUACCAUCGAAGCAUUUGGGGAGACUAUUUCCUUGAUUGUGUUUCUGAUUCCAUGAUUAUUAAUCCUCCGGAAUGGAAACAAGUUCAAGACUUGAAAGAAGAAGUGAGGAAGAUGCUAAUGGCAGUCCAUGACACGUCUUCAGAAAAGGUCGAGUUGAUUGAUAAAAUCCAACGCUUAGGAGUAUCGUACCAUUUUGAAGAGGAAAUUGAGGCAUCGGUACAAAGGAUGUACGAAGCCUACCGUGAAUGCAACAACAAAUAUGGGGAUGACCUUUAUCUUGUUGCCCUUGUUUUUCGUUUACUAAGACAACAAGGCCAUUUUGUAUCUUGUG
This is a messenger RNA of Nicotiana tabacum (common tobacco), 431 nucleotides long. The record is from RefSeq and is a predicted model, not a curated record. NCBI's taxonomy places the organism in Eukaryota, Viridiplantae, Streptophyta, Magnoliopsida, Solanales, Solanaceae.